AUGAGCUCCAAAGACUUCCUCCUUAUCCUGAUGCCCUGGACACCGGACCCGGCCUGGGUUGCCAGUCUCGGAAUGCCGGUUGAGUCCCGCAAGAUCGGUAUGUACCAAACAGAACUACCGAGCGACAUCAGCCCGGAGACAUGGGCCAAGGUGACUAUCCUUUUCACGUGGAAGUUAUUCCCAACCAAAGAGAUGGUGCCGAAUUUGAAAUACUGCCAGCUUCUCAGCGCUGGGUGCAACCAGAUCCUGGGACUGCCGCUCUUUGAAGAGACAGCCAUCGACUUUUGCACGUCAAAUGGAACGCACCCACCUCAGAUUGCGGAAUGGGUCUUCUCGACUUUCCUGGCUUUCCAACAUCACAGUAGACCUACUAAGAAGCUAUUCAUGCCGACAGCUGCUAAUUCGUUCCAAGUUCCGGAAUACCUUGACAACCAAAAAGAGUCUAAAUGGAUCGACCCUCCGUCGGAUGAAGACACCGAGGAUUCGGUGGGUCUGCGAGUAGGAAUCCUCGGCUACGGCUGCGUCGGUCGCCAAGUCGCCCAUGUAGCCAAAGCUUUUGGGAUGAGCGUCCACGCUUACACCCUGCAUCCACGCCUCACGCCCGAGUCCCGCAAAGACGACUCCUUCACAGAGCCAGGCCUGGGAGACCCUAAUGGCGAGUAUCCAUCAAAGUGGUUCUAUGGCAAAGAUCAGCUAGACGAUUUUCUCGCCUCGGAUCUUGAUCUGCUGGUCAUCACGCUGCCCUUGACGGACCAGACCAAGGGGAUGAUCUCUCGCGAGCAGUUCCAAUUGUUGAGCAAGAAGAAGACUUACGUUUCUAAUGCCGGAAGAGGCGCCGUGAUCAACACCGAAGAUCUUGUUCAUGCGCUUGAUGAGGGUCUCAUCAGAGGCGCAGCGCUGGAUGUCACUGAUCCGGAGCCGCUUCCUGCUGAGCAUAAGUUGUGGACGUACAAGAAUGUCAUCAUCACACCUCACUGUGCUGGGAACUCAAAUCAUUACUAUGAGAGAGUGCGAAAGAUACUCGUCUACAACCUGGAGAGACGCGCCAAGGGCCAGAAGCUUGUCAACAUUGUGAGCCGGUCAGAGAGAUACUAG
This is a messenger RNA of Colletotrichum chrysophilum, 1095 nucleotides long. RefSeq lists its product as uncharacterized. The transcript has 3 exons. Gene Ontology annotation, molecular function: NAD binding. NCBI's taxonomy places the organism in Eukaryota, Fungi, Ascomycota, Sordariomycetes, Glomerellales, Glomerellaceae. The coding region runs from base 1 to 1095 and encodes 364 amino acids. The record is from RefSeq and is a predicted model, not a curated record.